Molecule: messenger RNA, 1047 nt
Organism: Periconia digitata
Lineage: Eukaryota; Fungi; Ascomycota; Dothideomycetes; Pleosporales; Periconiaceae
Source: the annotation of a GenBank genome assembly
AUGGCCGCACUAUCGGAUCGAAGGAGAAUCAACGCGCCAAGUGGUGGCACGACUGCGCCUGUAUUCGCAAAGACUUUGAAAGAGCCAGGAUACUUGGAAGAGUUGCGACCGCAACGCUCUCGAGACCCAAAAGAGCUUCGGAAAAUCUGUGAGUGUUUACAAUGUUUCAUUACUGUUACCGCACAUCCCCAGAAGUUGAAAUUGGUAUUAACAACUUUGUCAACAGUUCUCCAAACCUCCAUAAUACCCUCAGCAUCAGGCUCCGCAUACCUCGAAAUCCCCAACACAAACCCCCCAAGCACAUCCACACUUAUUCCGCCAACUUCGUCCCUCAAAAUCACCGCCUCAGUUCAAGGUCCCAAACCACUCCCACGUUCCGCCCCAUUCAGUCCAACCCUUCUCUUAACCACAACUGUCAAGUUCGCGCCUUUCGCUACGCGCCACCGACGAGGCUACAUUCGUGAUGUCGCGGAACGGGAUUUGGGCGUGCAUCUGGAAACUGCGCUACGGGGCGUUAUAAUCGGUGAGAGGUGGCCCAAGAGUGGCGUCGAGGUUGUGGUGACAGUAUUGGAGGGUGACGAGGAUGCGUGGUGGGGUCAAGAUGGAGGGGGGAACGGUAGCGGAUGGGGUCUAUUGAAUGUGCUUGCAGGCUGCAUUACAGUUGCUGGGGCGGCUAUUGCGGAUGCGGGCAUCGACUGCGUGGAUAUGGUUUCUGGGGGUGUAGCGGCUUUCGUGAGAGGGCCUGCGGAUGGUGGUGAGGUUUUGGCGCUGGACCCUUGUCCAGCUGAGCAUCAGGAAAUCGUUGCGGCGUGUGCAGUAGGCUACUUGCACUCAAGAGACGAGGUGACGGAGGUUUGGCUUAAGGGAGAUGCUGGCUUGGAGGCGGCGGAUUCGCUGAUUGAGGGGGCGACACAAGCAGCACAGGGAAGUUUUGGGGUGAUGAAAGAGGUCCUCCUGGAGAAUAUGGGAAAGAAUGUCAAGCCUGAAGAUGCAACAAGCAAAGUCGGUGGCAAAAGAAAGCAGGUCGAGGUGGAGAUGACAGGUUGA